Molecule: messenger RNA, 927 nt
Organism: Jaculus jaculus (lesser Egyptian jerboa)
Lineage: Eukaryota; Metazoa; Chordata; Mammalia; Rodentia; Dipodidae
Product: putative olfactory receptor 5AK3
Exons: 1
Coding region: 1-927 (308 amino acids)
Biological process (GO): G protein-coupled receptor signaling pathway; sensory perception of smell
Cellular component (GO): membrane
Molecular function (GO): odorant binding; G protein-coupled receptor activity; olfactory receptor activity
Source: RefSeq, a predicted model, not a curated record
AUGGGACAAAAUGCCACUGAGGUGACUGAAUUUGUCCUCCUGGGAUUUGCUGGUCAACACAAGUUUUGGCAUGUUCUCUUCAUAGUAUUUCUAGUGAUAUAUAUUGCCACCUUAGUUGGGAAUAUUGGUAUGAUUCUACUUAUCAAAAUUGAAUCUUCCCUGCACACUCCUAUGUACUUUUUCCUCCAGCACUUGGCUUUUGUUGAUCUCUGUUAUUCCUCUGCUAUCACUCCCAAGAUGCUGCAGAAUUUUGUAAGUACAAGACCAUCCAUCUCCUUCAGAGGCUGCAUAGUACAGUUACUAGUCUAUGGUACUUUUGUGACCAGUGACUGCUUCAUCUUGGCAGCUAUGGCUGUGGACCGCUAUGUGGCUAUCUGUAACCCACUGCGGUACCCAGUCAUCAUGUCCCAGAGACUCUGUGUUCUGCUACUGAUUGGUUCAUAUGCAAUGGGCUUCCUAAAUGCUUCUGUAAAUACAAGUCUCACUUUCUUAUCAAAUUUUUGCUACUCCAAUGUAAUUAAUCACUUUUUCUGUGAUGUGCCUCCAAUACUUGCCCUGUCAUGCUCCAGUAUUGACUUUAACAUCACGGUACUGACACUCUUUGUGGGCUUCAACUUGACAUUAACUGUGUCAGUUGUCAUCUUUUCAUACACAUAUAUCCUGGCUGCCAUCCUGAGGAUGUCCUCUGCUGCAGGGAGAAAAAAAGCUUUCUCCACAUGUGCCUCCCACAUGACCACAGUCACCAUCUUCUACGGAACUCUCUCCUAUAUGUAUGUGCUGCACGGGACCAAUAAGUCUCAAGAGCAGGAGAAAGUGUCAUCUGUUUUUUAUGGUGUUAUGAUUCCUAUGUUAAACCCCUUAAUCUACAGCCUGAGAAACCAAGAUGUAAUAGAAGCCCUGAAACAUGUAGCAAACAAAUCUCUCUAG